AUGGGUGCUUGGGGUUACCACCUCCUUGAAAAUGAUACCGCAUGUGACAUAUUUAUAAGAUUGACUAAUCCAAAGACAGAAGCUCCAGUUGCAGAGAUACUUCAAUCAAUUGAAGGAUAUUCAAAUCCAGAUACAUCCUCAGAAUGUAUUGAUGAUUAUGAAGUAAAUGAUAUUUUGAUCUGCAUAGUUUUGGUUGUUGGUUUCACUGACAGGACGUUGAUUGAAGAAAGAACAGAUAAGAGCAUCAACAGGGAUUCUAAAGAUAAAAUAUUCAAAUUCCUUGAACAACAUCAAAAGACAUUUGAUGAUUCUGUAAAAGUAGAUCACUAUAAAAAAGCAGGGAAGCUCUUUGAGAGAAUACUUGAUGUAGAAAAAUCUGAAACUUAUGAAUUGUGGGACGAUGCUGGCGGAGAAAAUUGUGAAUCUUGGGUCAAAAUGGUUACCAAAAUCAGAGAGGAUCUUGUUAAGGUGACCCCCUCAAUGUAA
Molecule: messenger RNA, 486 nt
Organism: Dujonia railenensis
Lineage: Eukaryota; Fungi; Ascomycota; Pichiomycetes; Serinales; Debaryomycetaceae
Source: the annotation of a GenBank genome assembly